Molecule: messenger RNA, 2218 nt
Organism: Daphnia magna
Lineage: Eukaryota; Metazoa; Arthropoda; Branchiopoda; Diplostraca; Daphniidae
Product: bestrophin-2
Exons: 12
Coding region: 419-1525 (368 amino acids)
Molecular function (GO): chloride channel activity
Source: RefSeq, a predicted model, not a curated record
CAUUGUCCUUGAAAUUAGACAUCUGCUUCCUUGGUAACUGCGUUGCAUAAACAACGCUAUGUAUUGUUGGAUCACACAGAAUCAUACCGCAAAACGGAAAGUUUUGGUUUGAAAGAAAACGGCGUGAGUUCACUAACGCCUAUAACAUUGCUGUCCUCUCCUUCGGCUAUGGCGUCUGUCUUAUACCGGAUGCCCAGCAAGGCUACCAGAAGCCAGCAGGCAAAUUUAUUGUUGUUUUUUGAAUAAUAUAUACGGUGUACCGAAUCUGGUUGAUUUUCUAACACUGUAUACUGAUGAAGUACGCUACCUCUGACAGCAACAGUUGUCUAGUUGUAACUGUAAGGAACAGAGGACCAGGCAUCGGUGAAAACCAGGCAAACAAGAAAAGUGUGCAAUUUUUCCAAGUCGAAAAUCCACAAUGCAGUUUUCGGGGAAACCGCAAGUAUUGCGUCGAGUCAGCCAAGUGCCGUCAGUGCUAGCGUUUUCUCAGACUGCUCCAGAUGCCAAUCGUUUUGGAGAAUCCAUUCGUAUCCUUUUACGAUGGAAGGGGAGCGUUUACAAGGCAAUAUGGAAAGACCUGCUGGUGUACUACGCACUCUAUUACUUGCUCACUAUUUUACACAAUUUCGUUCUCGGCGAUGACGGCAAAAAAGCGUUCAUGGUUUUGGCAAAAUACUGCUUACGAAACUCAAAUUCCAUCAAUCUAAUGAUUAUGUUGUCGUUUUUCACUUCGACCGCUUUGCAACGCCUUUUUACCGUGCAAACCAUGAUUCCGGGGACAGCUAAAGUUAUCACGUUUUUCGUUAUGUCGCUCAAACCAAAUCUACCUGAGGGCCCUAUUAUUGUUGAACAAUUUGCACGCUGGACGGUAAUUGCAUGGAUUCUCACUUUCCGUGUAGUGUGUAAACCAUUACGGACCAUGUUUCCGAACAUGAUUUCUCUUCAAGUAGCCGGAAUCAUUAGAGAGAAAGAACGAUUGAUUCUAGAGAGAGUAGAGACUGAGCACAAUACGACACCUCGCGCUUUAGUCGUGAUUGACUGGAUGAUCUUGUUACUGAAAGAAACCUCGAUACACAAUCGUUUUACAGAGAAAUCUAAUCAUUUAAAAUCCCUUGAUGUUGUAAUGUCCUUUAAGAAGAGCUGCGGAAACACGAUAAAGUUUGCAACAAAGAAUAUUCCAUACGCCCUUAUUCAGGCUGCCAUCAUAGUCGUCUAUACUUACGGAUUGAUGACACUUAUGGCUCGUAAUUUCGAUGAUGCGGACAGUGCUGGAUUCAUGACGGGCAUUGUAAAUUAUUUCCCGAUUAUUCCCAGCUUGCAGUUCUUUGUUUUUCUUGUUUGGUUGAAUUUUGGUCGAAUUGCUGUGAAUCCUUUUGGAACGGAUGAGGAUGAUAUCGAUGUUAACCUACUUCUUGAGACUCAUAUUCAGGAUUCUUAUCGGUUAGCAAAUCUGUAUACUCAGGAUUUGGAAAGUGUUUUUGGUGCUAUGCCUCAGAAACAGUAUAACGAAGCACCCUCUUCCUAGCUCCUUUUGUCUGCUGAAACGCUGAAACAUUUGCAGAAACAAUCUCAUCCUAUAGCGCAUUGUGCGUGCAAAGUAACUUUAAUGGAUUUCUCCUUUUAUUUAUAUGUCUUUUUUAAGCAACUUGCCUCUUCUUCCUCUCCCAAAGAAGUGAUUUAAAUUAUAGGUCAAUUUCAAUUGUAUAAACGAUAUUAAAUAGUGUAUAAGUUCCAGAAUGUUAGUGAACUUUCCUCAGCAUACCAGAAACUGAUUGGGUACAUAUACAACGGCGAAGAACUGAUCACUAAAAGGCGUUCGUGUCCUUCCGACUGGUGAUUUACUGCGUCCAACCAUUCUCGUGGCGUAAAACGGAAAGUGCUGGUAUGAAAUUGUAUCCUUAGGUUAUUCACAGCAAAAAUUUCUUGCAAAUGUCGAAAGGAGGACUGUUAAUACCUUCUGUUUUUCGAUCGUGAUUUGGUGAUCAAAUUGCCAACAGCGGUUCUCUAUCGGUAACAAUUUAGCAAUUAUAGCUAAAUUUGCGCCAAUUUCAUCCGUGUGGACUACAUAAAUUUUGCAGGAUCGAUCAAGCUUAUUCGAAAACAAAGGUCGACAGGAAGAAAAGGGCAGAGAAGAAAAAUUACGUAGCUCACACCACAUAGUGCUACAAACUAUCUGAAUGCUCACUGCAAACGGCUACAACGUAAAAGCAGGUUGUAU